AUGCCUGCUGGAAAUGCUGAUGCCUCCGUCGGAAUGAUGACGGGGGCUUACUUUGUUGGAAAACGUGAGCUCCUUGAGUUUUUCAACAGCUUGUUGGAUAUGAAUCUUUCCAAGAUUGAGCAGACGGCAUCUGGUGCAGUGGCCUGUCAGCUGUGUGAUUACAUUUUCCCAGGCAGUAUUCCAAUGAAACGAGUCAAUUGGGAAGCGAAGUCUGACUAUGAGUACAUCCAAAACUACAAGCUGUUGCAACAGGCCUUUGGAAAGAAUAAAGUGCAGCGUUACGUUGACGUAGACAAGUUGAUUCGCGCCAAGUACCAAGACAACUUGGAGUUCUGCCAAUGGCUGAAAGCUUUCUACGAUCAAUCCGGUGUUCAACGACCUGAUUAUGAUCCUGUUGCGGUCCGAUCCAUGGGCAAGGGAGCCAGCAGCGGACCCAAGACGACCUCUUCGAGUCCUGCCAGACCCUUGUCAGUGAGGCAGUCUCAAAAUAGCAACAACAACAAGGGCAGAAACGCGGAUGCCGUGGUGGCCGAUGCAGCUUUAAUGAAGAAGAAUUCCGAGUUGGAAGGCAAGGUUGCCGAACUCGAGGGAUCCCUGCUCGAUAUUGAAAAAGAAAGAGACUUCUACUUCCAGAAGCUUAGAGACAUUGAGAUCAUGCUCCAAGUCCACCAGGAAAAGGGCGCAGAAGCUGGUGAUCCUAAUGGAAUGAUCGACAAUGUCUUCAAAGUACUCUACGCCACUACUGAGGCUCCUGUUGUGGUGAAUGAUGACGGCGAGAUUAUCAACACUAGUAGUGUGAACACAAGUGCUGUUGAUGUUGAUGCACUUGGCAUUGUUGACGAUGCAGCCGAUGUGGAUGAUGACGACCUCCUUGAAAACACUCUGUUCGAGGAGUUCUAA
Messenger RNA from Seminavis robusta, 900 nucleotides. The record is from the annotation of a GenBank genome assembly. Lineage: Eukaryota; Bacillariophyta; Bacillariophyceae; Naviculales; Naviculaceae.